This is a messenger RNA of Symbiodinium sp. CCMP2592, 1953 nucleotides long. The record is from the annotation of a GenBank genome assembly. Lineage: Eukaryota; Dinophyceae; Suessiales; Symbiodiniaceae.
AUGGCUUCCGCACAAACUAGCCGUGCGGUGUCCUUAGAGCACAUGCUUUACAAGCUGGGCGGCCCUUUCCGGCUGCUGUCACGGCCCUUGCGGGUCUGUGAACCCUGUAUCGGCAUCGGCGGACUCCGUCGUCUGAUUCUGGCUUGCGGGGGUCAGUAUGAAGCGACCGCAGGUUACGAUUCGGAUAUUGCCUUAGCGGCUUUCUACCGCAGCCUGCAAAAGCACGAACCUAGUGCGGCAGGGGAUACCUUGGCCAAGGUUCACAUCGGCCCAUUGCAGGGGGACAUUCUGAGUCUCUCCCUGCUCGAAAUGGAAACCUGUGAAGCCUUGGUGGGAGGGCCUCCGUGCCAGCCCUGGUCGGCAUCCGGAGAAAAAGCCGGCUGUCAGGAUCCCCGUGCGGAUGUAAUGGACCAGACCAUCACCAUGGUCAUUGAGCAGGCAUGGCGAGGUCAGCUAUGCAUUGUGGUCCUAGAGAACAGCAGCCUUCUGCUGACAAGUCCGUUCCUUGCUGAGAUCAUGAGGCGGUUGGAGAUCUCGGUACCCUUCUUCCACUGGGAAGUAUGCAAGAGUGAUCUCUCACGAAUUUUCCCACAGUCCAGGGAGAGAUGUUGGUUGCGAGGAAUGCGUCGGGAUGCAAUGCUAGCAUCCAAGCUGCCAGCACCGUUGCAGAUGGAAGACCUGGGAGGAUAUGUCCCUCUACAGAGCUUGCUGGACACUGGGGUGCAGCCAUUUAACCCCAUCAAACUCAGCAAGAACCAACAGUGCAACCUGGUUGCUUACAUGGAACAAGUACGGAUUGAUGCUGCCAAGGGUGCUGCAGGGCAAAUUGCUUUGUUCGAAUUAGACAGGUGUCCCUUGAAAGCUUUCGGGGAGAAGCUGAUGUAUGACCGCUGCAUGGCUUUGCGAACAACAGGGCCUCCGAUUUUCAUGGUGGUGACCAGCGAGGUUGACAAACACUGGUCGGAGCACACACUGCAUCGUUUCCUCUCCUUGGAGGAAAGAUGUAAGAUCCAAGGCCAUGAAGGGAGUUUGGCCCUUCACUUUCCAACAAAGGCGGCUUUGCUCAGGGGCACGGGGAAUGCUUUCCACCCGUUACACCUGGCCUCCAUGCUCAUGCCCAUGGUCCGAGAGGCAUAUCUCACCGGUGUGUUGAGCCCGGCUGGUCCCAACAGCCUGUCCGACCAGCAGUUGCUUGAGUUGUUGCCUGGGGCAGAGGAAUUGUUGGGCGGGUCGCUUUGCUCGGCAACAGAGGCUCUGAACAUUUGCCACAAAACCCCACAACAGUUCGGCCUUGAUGGGGGGAGAUCACAGACUCCCGCCACGACACCCGGAGAGAAAACCUCACAGCAGUUUGGCCUUCGUCCGGGGAGAUCACAGACUCCCGCCACGACACCGGUAAAGAAAACCUCGCAGCAGUUUGGCCUUCGUCAGGGGAGAUCACAGACUCCCACCACGAGACGGAGAAAGAAAACCUCGCAGCAGUUUGGCCUUGAUGGGGGGAGAUCAGAGACUUCCGCGACACCCGGAGAGAAAACCUCGCAGCAGUUUGGCCUUGAUGGGGGGAGAUCAGAGACUUCCGCGACACCCGGAGAGAAAACCUCGCAGCAGUUUGGCCUUGAUGGGGGGAGAUCAGAGACUUCCGCGACACCCGGAGAGAAAACCUCGCAGCAGUUUGGCCAAGAUGGGGGGAGAUCAGACCCAUUGGAAGAGCUUUUCUUUUCAGAUGGCGAGGCGUUCUCGGAGUUCGUCAAGACUCCACCAAAGACUGUGCCACGGACAUCCAACAUCAGGACAAGACUGCGAGGCAAGCAAUCUCCUGCGGCUACAGUUGUGGUAGGUGCAAAACCAGCCCAAACGUGGCCUGCAGAAUUUUUGCGGAAGCAGCCGAGUCGGAUCUUGGUGCUAGACUUGGCCACCCCUCAGAAAGGCGCCAAGAGAAGGAGGGACUCUUAG